This is a messenger RNA of Opisthorchis viverrini, 663 nucleotides long. RefSeq lists its product as hypothetical. The record is from RefSeq and is a predicted model, not a curated record. NCBI's taxonomy places the organism in Eukaryota, Metazoa, Platyhelminthes, Trematoda, Opisthorchiida, Opisthorchiidae. Bases 1 to 663 code for a protein of 220 amino acids. The transcript is spliced from 3 exons.
AUGUCUGAGAAUACAAAUAACAUAUCAUGUUCACAAACUUCCGAGGCACUCCUUGGUGGGCAAGUGUGUCAAGAAGAACAGACAGGUCGACCGAUUCGAAUGUGCCUUCGAAAUAUAGGAGCACUAAAAUUGGGAAAGACCAAGAAUACUGUGGAACGCACUGGCAAUGUCUUCUUCAACCCGCAGUUCGCUUCGUUUCUUCAUUGUCAUAUGCAAUGGGCUUUUGAAUCUCACCUUCAAGGUUAUGUGGGAACAGGUGAACCCAGUGCAUAUCUGAUGCAUAUAUCCAGAUUUAGGUUAACUAACGGCAGGGACCGCCGUAUCACCCACAAACGUCUUGUUGGUGACAGUUGUGGAUUUUUGUGGAAGUCUAACAUCAAGGAUAAGAUUUUCCACAGAUGCAAGGGUGAAAAGCAACAAUGCAGAGAUCUUUUGCUGUUGAUAAUCCGUUCGCUUAGAUUUUGCCAGCAAGUGGACAUCGAGAUACAAGGAUCAACUGAAACUUAUCUCCCCCCCAAGUAUUCUAUUAACGAUGGGGGGAUUCCCAUCAAACGAACAUUAGACAGAAACGUUACAUGCACCGUGAAGUUGGUGGACACACCGAACUCGCUGAGGACAGCUUUGGCGCGGAAUCUGCUGGAGAAGACAGUAAAGAGUAAAUAA